Molecule: messenger RNA, 4703 nt
Organism: Ictidomys tridecemlineatus (thirteen-lined ground squirrel)
Lineage: Eukaryota; Metazoa; Chordata; Mammalia; Rodentia; Sciuridae
Source: RefSeq, a predicted model, not a curated record
CUGCUGGAGGUUGGGGGCGGAGGGGCGGGCGAGUCGGGCGCUUUAUCUUCGUUUGCGGCUGGGCUCGCGGCGUUGCGGGCCCUGGCCCCGGGACAUCUUUUGUAGCCGACCUUCCCGCCGCUGUGCAGUGACGGCUUCCCCGCCCGGCCCUCUUUGCCGAAGUCCCCGCAGCCCGGCUGGGCCCCAGGGGUGCUUUACCACUGAGCUACAUCCCCAGACCUUUUUGUUUUUUAAUUUUGAGACAGAGUCUCAUUAUUUGCUGAAGCUGUGAUCCUCCUUCAACCUCCUAAGUCUCUGGGAUUACAGCAAAUCAAUGGUGGAUAAAGAGAAGAUGUCUGUAAGAAACCGGCUAUCCAAGUCCAAUGAAAACUCUGAGAAAGAUGAAGACCAGAAAAACCCUACAAAGGAGUCCCUAGAGACUCAUAGAAAUGGUCGAAUUGACAUAAAACAGGUGAUAGCUAAGAAGAGACAGUUGGCAGCAGAGGCAGAGGAAUUAAAGCCACUUUUUAUGAAGGAAGUUGGCAGUCACUUUGAUGAUUUUGUGACCAAUCUCAUUGAAAAAUCUGCAUCGUUAGACAAUGGUGGCUGCGCCCUCACAACUUUUUCCAUUCUUGAAGAAAUGAAAAACAACCACAGAGCUAAAGAUUUCAGAGCACCUCCAGAACAAGGAAAAAUUUUUAUUGCAAGGAGAUCACUUCUAGAUGAGCUGUUUGAAGUGGACCACAUCAGAACAAUAUAUCAUAUGUUUAUUGCCCUCCUCAUUCUUUUUAUCCUCAGCACACUUGUGGUAGAUUACAUCGAUGAAGGAAGGCUAGUACUUGAGUUCAAUCUCCUGUCUUAUGCUUUUGGUAAAUUUCCUACUGUUGUUUGGACAUGGUGUAUCAUGUUCCUGUGUACGCUUUCAAUUCCCUAUUUCCUGUUUCAACAUUGGGCCGAUGGCUACAGCAGGAGUUCUUAUCCAGUGAUCUAUUCUCUUGUCCAUGGCUUGAUUUUUAUGGUCUUCCAGCUUGGAAUUCUAGGGUUUGGACCAACAUAUGUUGUAUUAGCAUAUACACUACCACCAGCUUCUCGGUUCAUUGUUAUACUUGAACAGAUUCGUAUGAUAAUGAAGGCUCACUCAUUUGUCAGAGAGAAUGUGCCACGGGUACUGCAUGCAGCUAAGGAGAAGUCAAGCAUGAUUCCAAUACCCACAGUCAACCAGUACUUGUACUUCUUGUUUGCUCCUACCCUUAUCUACCGUGACAGCUAUCCCAGAACUCCCACUGUGAGAUGGGGUUAUGUUGCUAUGCAGUUUGCACAGGUUUUUGGCUGUCUAUUUUAUGUGUACUACAUCUUUGAAAGGCUCUGUGCCCCCUUGUUUCAGAAUAUCAAACAGGAGCCCUUCAGUGCUCGUGUUCUGGUCCUGUGUGUAUUUAACUCCAUCUUGCCAGGUGUGCUGAUACUGUUCCUUGCUUUUUUUGCCUUUCUGCACUGCUGGCUUAAUGCCUUUGCUGAGAUGUUACGCUUUGGUGACAGGAUGUUUUAUAAGGAUUGGUGGAACUCUACAUCAUACUCUAACUAUUAUAGGACCUGGAAUGUAGUGGUCCAUGACUGGCUAUACUACUAUGCCUACAAGGACCUUCUCUGGUUUUUCUCGAAGAGGUUCAAGUCUGCUGCCAUGUUGGCUGUCUUUGCCAUAUCUGCUGUAGUGCAUGAGUAUGCCCUUGCUGUUUGCUUGAGCUAUUUCUAUCCAGUGCUCUUCGUGCUCUUCAUGUUCUUUGGAAUGGCUUUCAACUUCAUUGUUAAUGAUAGUCGGAAAAGGCCAAUUUGGAACAUUAUGGUGUGGGCUUCCCUUUUCUUGGGCAAUGGAGUCAUUUUGUGCUUUUAUUCUCAAGAAUGGUAUGCACGUCAGCACUGUCCUCUGAAAAAUCCAACAUUUCUGGACUAUAUCCGGCCACGUUCCUGGACUUGCCGUUAUGUGUUUUAGAAGCCUGGACUAUUUCUAUCCUCGUCACUGAAGAUAGGAUAUUCUGCCUGAUUUGGGGACAGCUGUAUAAUUUGGACUAUUCCAGGCUUUACAGAUGGCUCACUCCAUUCCUAGCUCUCCUGGUGCUGGAUUGUUGGGAGUUCACUGGAAUCUUGUAUGCUUAAGAGGACUUUUUUCCCCUUUUUGGGAGAAGGGAGACUUAUAGCUGAGGUAAUGACAGAUUUUUGCUGGGUCAUCUCAGCUUAAGCCUUGGUAAUUAUAUCUAUUUUAUUCCUUCACUUCAUCCAAUCAGAGACUAAACAUACUUGUGUGGCCACUGAGUUAGCCAAAACACUUAGGAAGUAUCUCACUUUAAGUAACUCUGGCUUAGAGUUGUUUUCAUACAUGUUGUUGGAAGGUAUUUUAAUUAAACAUGCAAUUGGAAAAGAAAGGAAAAUAAAGAUUUUUUUGGUAUUUCUUGUAGAAAAGAAAAAAAUAUCAAUUUUCCAAAGAUACAUUUGUUAUACGUUCCAUUUUAUAUUUUUUUAAAAGUUCAGAUCUACUCAGUUUUUCUUUCUCUAUACAAUAUUGUGAAGCAAUUAGCUGCCUUUCACCUUGAAUUCUCAAGUUUAUGUCAAUCACAGUAUAUAUUUGAGGGUAUCAGAAGUAGCACAAAAAGAACAUUUCUUUUUUUUUUUCUUUUUUUUUUAAAGAGAGAGAGAAGGAAGGAGGAGAGAAAGAAUUUUAAUAUUUAUUUUUUAGUUUUCGGUGGACACAACAUCUUUGUAUGUGGUACAUGCCAGGCGAACACGCUACCGCUUGAGCCACAUCCCCAGCCCCACAAGAAGAACAUUUCUUUGAUUCCAGAGUAAUUUAAAAAAAAAAAUUUCUGAGUCAAUGAUGUGUUUCAAUUAUUUUAUCUACAAUAGAAUUACAUGAAGGUUUGUUAACUUUAAGGUAAUAACUUCUUUGAAGUUAUUUAGAAGUAUCCUUUGCUGCAAUUAUUUUAUUUUCUAAUAAACAGUGACUUCCCUUAUUUUACAGACUAGCGAGUCAUAUAUAACAUAAUAUUAAUCUCCUCAGUUAGUAGUAAAAUGAUCAUUAAGGAUCCAGAAGCUGGCUUCUGAAGCAGUUGCUCAAUGGUAGCCUAUUUUUAGAUAAAUAUGUGACUGUUAUCCAGGAAAUGUACUCUAUUAUGUGAUAUCUCCAGGAUAUAAGAUACUCAUUCCUAAUACAAUGUGGUGUGUAAAAUAAUGUUUUUCUUUGUAUGUAUGAAAUAUUAUGUUUAUAAAGUUUGCACAUUGGAAGAGAUAUCAGAUACCAUAUAGUUCAACUUUCUACCCCCCAAAAGUGAGACUUACAUAUUAUUCAAAUGAUUAUUGUUAGCUGGAGCAGCCACUUGAGAGAUUAUUGAUAUUCAGAUAGUUUUGGGAUGUCUUUUCGGAUGUCUUUUCACCACUGUUCUACAGUCAUUUGAAUCUCACAAGAAGAUAAGGUGGAGUUUCUUAACCGGCGCACCUAGUUUGGACCACAGGUCUCCAGCUUAAGAUCCCAUUUUGUUUACCAUACCUUUGAAUCAGAUGAGUUGAGGCAGUUUUCAAACAUAAGACCCAGUUUAAAAGACACAAGUUCACCUCAAAACAAGUUAUUAAAAAAUUAUUCUGCAUAUUUCUAAGAAGUAAUGUAAUAGGACCAUAACCCCUAACAAGAGUACUAUACCUUGUAAUUUCUGAUAUAUUUCUUGAAAGUUAAAAUGAGUCAGUUCCUUGAAUCUGUCACUGCAUUUUAAAUAUGAGGGUUGCCAGGCAUGGGGACUCACUUGUAAUUCCAUCAACUUGGAGGCCAAGGCAGGAGGAAAAAAGGUCAGCGCCAGCCUGGGCAACUUACAACCUGGUUUCAAAAUAAAAAGGGCUGGUGGUAAAGCCCCUGGAUUCAAUCCCCAGAAACAAAAACAAACCCCACUACAUGUAAUGGGGGAAGAGACUGGCCUAAGACUUGGUUCUGAAUUUGCCAAUCUUUUGAAGCAAGAGAAUGAAAUUCUUAGUUGUGCAUUUCUGUGAAAUACUGGAGUCCUGCAUUCUUGCAAGAGGACUCUGUUAUAUAGCAAUUUUGAAUACUGUAUUGGACUGAUCAAGUUUUUUUUUUUUUUUUAAAGCUUUCCCAUUUUUUUUUAUUAGUGAUUUGUUUUUCUGCCUGAGAUUUUAAGUAAUAAUUAAUGAUGCAUAUAGGAUUGUAGUGUUUAGAAUGCCAGCUGUACUGAGAAACAUUCAGAAACACAGAAACACAUUAGUACUUAAAGGAAUGGCCACUUUUUUGAAAGAAGAUUCUUAUUGCUGGCUACUUUUAGCAAAAAUCUUUUCUUUAAACCACCAUCUACAUGCUAAACAAAACUAAAACCUCUAGCUAACAUGUUUCAGGAAGAUUCAUUUAUUUUGUUUCCUAUUUUGCUAAUGCAGUAAAGUUACUUUAAGUUAUAAGAUGGUACUUUUUUUUUCUUCUGAAAAGUAAUGAAUUUAGAAUUCUGUAAGAAGUAUUAAUGAUAAUAACCAUGAUUUUUGUGUGGUAAUACAAGAAAACUUUAGUAUGUACAGCAUUUAAUUUUUCAUUAGACCUUUAAGUUGGUCUUUUAGUACCUUUUAUGUGUGGGAUAAAUGUGUUGAUACUUUUAUUCUGAAUCCUGGGUAAUGAAAACAAUUGUUUUUUGUUGUUGGUGGUGGAUUAAUGUACUAAAAUUUCCUCAGUAAAACUGUUUAUCCCA